AUGUCCGACGAAUACUCGGCUCUCAUUAAAAAUGGGACGUGGGUACUUGUUCCUCGUCCGUUAGAUGUUAACAUCACUCGCUGCAUGUGGUUAUUUAAGCAUAAAUUCAAAUCUAAUGGCGAAUUAGAGCGAUACAAAGCUCGUCUUGUUGUUAAUGGCAGGUCUCAGCAGGUUGGAAUUGACUGUACUGAAACUUUUAGUCCCGUUGUCAAACCCGCCACUAUUCGCACUGUGCUAAGUCUUGCUUUAUCCAGAGAUUGGUCUAUCUAUCAAUUAGACGUAAAAAAUGCCUUCCUCAACGGUCAUCUCAAUGAAACCGUCUACAUGCACCAACCACCCGGUUUUCGUGAUAAAUCUCGGCCUGACCAUGUAUGGCUGUUUCUUUCACAAAAGAAGUAUGCACAAGAAAUUGUUCAACGCGCCAAUCUCUCCUCCUGUAAAGCUUCACACACCCCUGUGGAUACAAAGAGCAAACUAAGCGCGAAUUCUGGACCACCUGUUGCCGACCCACUCUUAUACCGAAGUCUUGCCGGCGCUCUACAAUAUCUCACUUUUACCCGCCCAGACAUCUCCUAUGCCGUCCAACAGAUAUGUCUUCAUAUGCAUGACCCUCGUGAAGAACAUUUUAGUGCUUUGAAACGUAUUAUUCGCUAUGUUAAGGGCACCGCCGAAAUGGGUCUUACCCUCUGCAAAUCCACAUGUUCAAAGCUCACGGCCACAAUUGUUUACUGUGAUAAUAUUAGUGCUAUCUAUUUGUCCGGAAAUCCAGUCAACCAUCAACGCACAAAACAUAUAGAAAUGGAUAUUCAUUUUGUUCGGGAAAAGGUUGCUAAAGGUCAAGGUGAUGGACCUUGUUCAUGA
Molecule: messenger RNA, 861 nt
Organism: Asparagus officinalis (garden asparagus)
Lineage: Eukaryota; Viridiplantae; Streptophyta; Magnoliopsida; Asparagales; Asparagaceae
Exons: 4
Coding region: 1-861 (286 amino acids)
Source: RefSeq, a predicted model, not a curated record